GAGCUUUGUCAGUAACAGUUGAUUGUAAUGUCAGUGCAGUCCAAUUUACAGGCUGGAGCAGCAGCUGCAUACUGCAUUUCCCUGAAGUAAUACAUGAUUUCCACGCCUUGCAAACUUUAUCAUCUUUUGUUGCAGUGAGUCGGAAACCAAUAUGCAGAGCAAGGGUACAAUCGUAUGCACCCAACUUCUUUUUAUGUUUCUUCUGCUCUGGAUGCUUAUUGGGAAAUCACACACUGAAGAAGACAUCAUCAUUACAACCAAGAAUGGUAAAGUCAGAGGAAUGAACUUGCCAGUUCUUGGGGGCACAGUAACAGCCUUUCUUGGAAUUCCCUAUGCACAGCCACCUCUUGGCAGACUUCGGUUCAAAAAGCCACAAUCCUUGGCCAAGUGGUCCAAUAUUUGGAAUGCCACAAAAUAUGCAAAUUCUUGCUAUCAGAACACAGAUCAAAGUUUUCCAGGCUUCCUGGGAUCCGAGAUGUGGAAUCCAAAUACUGACCUCAGCGAAGACUGUUUAUAUCUGAAUGUAUGGAUUCCAGUACCUAAACCAAAAAACGCUACUGUAAUGGUAUGGAUUUACGGGGGUGGUUUUCAAACUGGAACAUCAUCUUUACCUGUUUAUGAUGGCAAAUUCCUGGCACGAGUUGAGAGAGUUAUUGUAGUUUCAAUGAACUAUAGGGUGGGUGCCCUAGGAUUUUUAGCUUUACCAGGAAAUUCAGAGGCACCAGGGAACAUGGGCUUGUUUGACCAACAGCUGGCACUUCAGUGGGUCCAAAAAAAUAUAGCAGCCUUUGGUGGAAAUCCUAAAAGUGUAACUCUCUUCGGAGAAAGUGCAGGGGCAGCUUCUGUUAGCCUUCACCUACUUUCCCCUAGAAGCCACCCAUUGUUUACCAGAGCAAUUCUGCAAAGUGGGUCUGCUAAUGCCCCUUGGGCAGUAACAUCUCUGGAUGAAGCUAAGAACAGAACAUUGACCUUAGCUAAAUUUAUUGGUUGCUUUAGAGAAAAUGAGACGGAGAUCAUCAAAUGCCUUCGAAAUAAAGACCCCCAGGAAAUUCUUCUGAAUGAAGCAUUUGUUGUCCCCUAUGAUACUCUCUUGUCAGUAAGUUUUGGCCCAACUGUGGAUGGUGAUUUUCUCACUGACAUGCCAGACACACUACUCCAACUUGGACAGUUCAAAAAAACCCAGAUCUUGGUGGGUGUUAAUAAAGAUGAAGGGACAGCAUUUUUAGUAUAUGGUGCCCCUGGUUUCAGCAAAGAUAACAACAGUAUCAUUACUAGAAAAGAAUUUCAAGAAAGUUUAAAAAUAUUUUUUCGAGGAGUGAGUGAAUUUGGAAGGGAAUCCAUCCUUUUCCAUUACAUCGACUGGUUAGAUGAUCAAAGAGCUGAAAACUACCGUGAGGCCUUGGAUGAUGUUGUGGGGGAUUACAAUUUCAUAUGCCCUGCCUUGGAGUUCACCAAGAAGUUCUCAGACUUGGGAAAUAAUGCCUUUUUCUACUAUUUUGAACACCGAUCCUCCAAACUUCCUUGGCCUGAAUGGAUGGGAGUGAUGCAUGGUUAUGAAAUUGAAUUUGUCUUUGGUUUACCUCUGGAAAGAAGAGUAAAUUACACAAGAGCUGAAGAAAUUUUGAGUAGAUCCAUAAUGAAACACUGGGCAAAUUUUGCAAAAUAUGGAAAUCCAAAUGGAACCCAGAAUAGUAGUACAAGUUGGCCUGUCUUCAAAAGCACUGAACAAAAAUAUUUAACCUUGAAUACACAGUCGCCAAAAAUAUAUACUAAACUACGUGCUCAACAAUGCCGAUUCUGGACACUGUUUUUCCCCAAAGUCUUGGAAGUGACAGGAAAUAUUGAUGAAGCAGAACAAGAAUGGAAAGCAGGAUUCCAUCGCUGGAACAAUUACAUGAUGGACUGGAAAAAUCAAUUUAACGAUUACACUAGCAAGAAAGAAAGCUGUGCAGGUCUCUAAUUAAUAGAUUUACCCUUUGUAGAAUGUUCAUUUUCCUGUAAAUCAAGGCAAAAAUACCAGUAGCUCUCUUACACACCUAGUAAGAAGCUAUUAUAUAGCUGAACAAAAAUGUCAGAAGGAUAAUAUCGAUUUCUCACAUCUAUCACUUAGCAUUGUACCUAGCAUUCCAAAACCCAAAAGGCUAGAACAUGUUUAAUUACAUUUCACAGUAUAAAGUGUGACAGUUAAUUAUAUGCAUAUUUAAAUGAUUUGUGGCUUCAAACUUUUUCUUUUCCAAAUAACAUUAACAUUUAUUUGCUAAAAAGUAUCUGUAUCCUAUUUUGAGUUGCAUUUUUUUCCCUAACCACUCAUAAAAGGGUACCUCUUUAGAAUGAAUGAGGUCUUGAAACACUGGGUACUAUAAUUUGCAAUACCAUUUCCCCUAAAUAAUUUAUGAAGUUAAUGUCAAUAUGAGUUGCAAAAUGAAACAGAAAAUAACUGUUCCUUUGUUUUUAACAUAAAGCAGGAGGGAGUCUUAAAAUAAGAGGCUUGGUCACUUAGAAACAAAAUGUUGCCACCAAGAGAUAAAGAGCAAAGCAGUACAUGUCUGUUUUAUAUUUUUAGUAAUAUAUAUUCUUAGAAUCCUCAAAUUAUAGUUUUAACUCUUGCCCAUUUGAAACUCCCCACUCUUUUACACCUCCCUAAACAUGUAUGGGUAUAAAUUACUCUUCCUAUAACUCCAAAAAAAAAAUGUAGAUGAACAGAAGUCUACAGUCAGAAAUCAUGUACCAUCUGGGAUAGAAAACCUGGCUGGACCCAGAAAUAUUAGUAAAAAUGGUUCAUUUUUUAUAGCAAAAUUGUUCAAUUGGAAAAAAAUAACUAUUUCUACUUUCAACAGCCAAAUUGUAUUAUUUUUAUAACUUAAAAAUUGCAAAGCUACAUGCACUAACUUGCAUGGCAAAGGACCAUAUCUAGUGAAUAAAUUUACUGUAAUUCACUAAAGGGGAUGAGUUGGAAGGGAGAAGUUUCAGAAAAUGGUAGUACUUGUUGAUUAUGUUCGUAAGAAUUGAAAACUAGCCCUGGCUGGGUGUGGCUCAGUUGUUGGGCAUCAUCUCCUGUGCACCUCCAGGCUCCUGGUUUGAUUCCCAGUCAGGGCACAUGUCCAGGUUUCUGGCUUGAUCCUCUAGGGAGCGUGCAGGAGGCAGUCCAUGGAUGUUUCACUUUCACAUUGAUGUUUCUCUCUCUCUCUCCCUGCUUCUCUCUCUAAACAUCAAUAAAAUGUCUUAAAACAAACAAAAAGAAUUGAAAACUAGCACUCAAGAUAGGACAAAGUGAGUCUACAGGUCUGUAUACCGUUGGUUAAAGCAUAUCCCAUUGUUCAUUUUUCCUAAGUGUGUCCAUGGUUAGAGCUAGUGUGGGUCUGCCAUCCUCACUCAAAGUUCAUGGUACUUUGUUAGCUUUAGCUGUUGCAGCGGUUCUCAACCUUUGGGUCGCGACCCCUUUGGCGGUCGAAUGACCCUUUCACAGGGGUCGCCUAAGACCAUCCUGCAGAUCAGAUAUUUAUAUCAUGAUUCAUAACAGUAGCAACAUUAUAGUUAUGAAGUAGCAACGAAAAUAAUUUUAUGGUUGGGUCACAACAGGAGGAACUGUAUUUAAAGGGCCAGAAGGUUGAGGACCACUGUGUUAGAGUUUUACAGUGGAAGCCAAGUCAGUUUUGGUAUCACUUCAGUACUGCUAUAAAUGGGACUUUUUCUGUUAUUUUUUAUGGUUCUUCCCUCAUAUUGAAGUGAAGAAAAAAAGCAUACAAAUGAUAGGUGAAUUAUCGACCUCCCAUCCUAUAUCUUCUUGAUUUCCCCGGGGCCAUUCUUCCAGGAUCUACUAUAUUUUUUGGAAUCACUUGAGACUCCUUUUGAUGUGGAAUACUCUGAUAUAUGAAAGGUAUCAUUUUUAAAGGCAAAGUAAUUAAUUUCUGGCCCAGAAAUUAAAUUCCAUAGAUAAAUCUUAACGUAAUUGCUGCUGUGACAUUUUAGCAAAAUAUUCUAAUAAUUGGAACCUUCUCAAAAUUUCUGAAAAAGAUGACAAACUCAACAGUUAAUAAAUUUUUCUGUUGUAGUUGUGUGUUCUCUUUAUACAAAAUUAGAAUGGUAAGAAAAUGCAGGUUUUUUGACUAAAUGUGUUUAAAGGUAAACCAAUAGUGCUGUUCACCAAUACAGUCUUGGUGGAACCUUCAGACUAUCAAAGAAUAAAACAAAGACCACCACAUUUAAACAUAUACACCCAGACAUGCACACAGAAAGAUGCAAAAACAUACGUUUUUACAUAUAGGAGUUUAUUAAUGUGCAGCAAGAGAUCACCUUGAAAAUUUUACUGAACUAUUACAGGAGGGGGUUAAAAAGAGAUUUUGCCAUAUUUAAAAAAAGACAUUAUCUAUAUAUAUAAAAGGAUAAUAUGCAAAGUGUCCCCUUGGGAGUUCAACCGGGAGACCAGGAGUUGGCUAUGAUGUGCACUGACCACCAGUGAGAGGCAUGGAACGAAGGAAGGCCUGGCAGGCAGUUGGCAGCCAGGGAAGGGAGGCCUGGCCAGCAGCCUGAAGGCCCCGAUCGUCCCUGAUCACCAGCCAGGCCUAGGGACCCUACUGGUGGAUGAAUUUCAUGCAUCAGGCCUCUAGUAGUCAUAUAAUGACCAUCUGUUCAAGUAUUAAAAACUAAGGUACUCCAAACUCAUCAAGUUGUAUGCCUUAAUUAUCUACAGCUUUUUGUAUAUCACUGUACCUAAAUAAAAUGAUUUAAAUUUUUUAAAAUAUAUAUCUAGAUGCCUUAUAUACCUGUAAAACAUAUGGGGGUUAGGAGUAACGGAUUACAAAGAUAUAGUGGGAAAAUGUAUUUUGAUUGUGAUGAUGAUUUCACAAAUGUAUAUAUAUGUCAAUCUUAUCAACUUGAACAUUUUAAAUGUCAAGUAUAUCUCAAUAAAGCAGUUUAAAAAACAAACAAAAAAUAAAUAAAAUAAAGUGUCUUUCCUAUAAAAAAUAACUAAGGUAAAAUUUACAUACAUUUUAUAAGUGUAGAUAUUAAUAGAAAUAUAAAUAAAUGUUUAUUAUGUAUAAAUAUAUAAUUACAAAAAUAAUAUUAAAUUGUUAUUAGUCAUAUUAGAGCCAGUUGUGAUAUAAAAUACACGGUCAUUUUGAUAUGUCAUUGGCAUGUGCUGUUAUAAUUGGAAAAAAA
This is a messenger RNA of Myotis daubentonii (Daubenton's bat), 5160 nucleotides long. It is a transcript of the gene BCHE, whose product is annotated as butyrylcholinesterase. Gene Ontology annotation, molecular function: acetylcholinesterase activity. Gene Ontology annotation, biological process: choline metabolic process; acetylcholine catabolic process. NCBI's taxonomy places the organism in Eukaryota, Metazoa, Chordata, Mammalia, Chiroptera, Vespertilionidae. The record is from RefSeq and is a predicted model, not a curated record. Gene Ontology annotation, cellular component: plasma membrane.